UUACAUAAUUUCUAAUUAUUAAUUCUUACAAAGUAUGCUGGUAUCACAUUGCUUUUUGUAAUUAAAAAUGAAAAACAUGUCUGUACCUUGAUUUGCAUGAAGGAAGCUAUUGCUGUCAACAUUUUCCCACUACCAUUGUUAUUUUCAAUCUGAAUAAACACUUUCAAGAUCCUCUUUUGGUAUGUGAUCAUUACCAUACAUGUGACCAACCCACAUGAUUUUGCUACUAGUUUGGUUCAAUCCUAUGGUAGGAAUAGAAAGCAGAACCAUUUUGCGUGAUUAAAGCCAUCUUAGUGACAUGUAAGCCAAACCGGAGACUCAAACGAAUCAAAAGGGACUUUUCUGAGUUUGGACUAUUGGAAUCUCAGAAAUUUCAACCAGUAGGUUCGAAAGGAACGUACUGCAUUUUUCUUUUUAGAAAACUUAAUUUAAAAAGAUGCUUGGAGAAGCCUUCUUAUUUGAACUCUUAUAUAAAGAACAGAAAUAUGCAAACUGUUGCACACCACUUAUGUGUAGGAAGACCUCAAAUGAUGAAAAGGAAACUCGCAAAAGUAAACUUCCGGAUAUAGAAGACAAUUUACUUUCCCCGGUGAAGAUGGAAAAUCAAGAAAAGACUGUGAAAGGAUGCUUAAUAGAACAAAAUAAUGAUAUAAAUCAAAUAAAACCUGUGGAUGAGGUAACUACGACAACGUGCAAAGGCACAUCUCUUCCAGGAAAUGUGACCAUUGCAUUACCCAUCCCAAAGAGAGAACAGCAUGAUGAAAGACAAUUGGAUUUGUAUCGAUCUUGGUCAUGUACAAGUAUUUGCCAGAAUUACCCUGACCUACAGAUUGGAGGUGACCGUGUGGGCAACAUGUACGAUUCAGGCUGCUUUGUGGAACACACACAUGAAGAUGUUUUUAAUGGUCCCCUUUUACUUUCAGUGGAUAUAGCACUGGGUCAUUCGCCUGUCAUUGAGCCUCUAGAGAAACUGCCUGCCUCAAAGUUUUUGAAUGGGGAUGAAAUACGUGAAAAAAGUAUCUUGUUUCAUAAGCAGCCUCUCUCUAACUCCAUGCUUAACAGUUAUAUGGAAAAAAAAGUGGAAGAACUCUACAAACAAUUUUUGGAAGAAAAUCUCACCAGGUGCCGCUCUAUAACCAAUCUUAUGGCUUCCAAUUUGCUAAUGAAUAAUGUAAAUCAGAUUAGCCUUCAGAUCUCUCAAGAGCAGAACAUAGAGGCAUCAAAAGCUCGGGACGCUCUCCUGCAUUCUCUAGUACUGUAUAAUCGCCGAAAUGUUUCUCACAGAAACAGUUCUGAAUUCAGCACACCUAACUUACAAAUAUCAAAUCAGACCAGUAGGGAACUUGUGUAACAUCUGCGUUGGUAGGACUGACUGAAGAAACUGUAGUAGUAAUAAUCAUUAUUGCAUUUUUUUUUAAGAACUGGUUUGACUUGUGGCAUCUAAAAUACUGUGGGGGACAACUAAGCUUUAUGGUUUCAGUUUUUAUUGUCUUGAUUGAUGUUUGCCACAUUUGAGUAUGUAUGCUCUGUAUGUGCUUAUCUAGUUGCCUCUGGCACCCCAAAUUAAUUAUCUCACUGUCAUUUAGUUUGUAUACCACAAGGUAGGAUGAGGCGUGCAUUAUUGAUCUAAGCUACUGAAAGAAUCUUCAGAAGCGGUAUCAAAGAGGAGCAUUUUUCUCUCCACAAGUUGGUUAAAGAUAUAUACCUACUCUGUAAGUAGCCUUGAUUACUACAUACGUACAUAGAGUCUCUUUUUACAAUGCAAUCAGAAUAGCCUAGGAGAAAUUGUUGGAUAUAAAGGAACUUUAAAAAGCUCAUGAACCAUGGAGUUAAGGGGUGCUUACUUUGGUGUGAACAUUUUUGAGAUUCACUUUUUUUUUUUUUUUUUUUGUGAGUAACAAACAUUCCCAGGAACUAAAAUCACACACACACACUUGG
Messenger RNA from Ochotona princeps (American pika), 1938 nucleotides. Its product is annotated as TLR adapter interacting with SLC15A4 on the lysosome-like. NCBI's taxonomy places the organism in Eukaryota, Metazoa, Chordata, Mammalia, Lagomorpha, Ochotonidae. The record is from RefSeq and is a predicted model, not a curated record. Gene Ontology annotation, biological process: regulation of toll-like receptor signaling pathway. The transcript has 2 exons. The coding region runs from base 437 to 1351 and encodes 304 amino acids.